Messenger RNA from Populus trichocarpa (black cottonwood), 1606 nucleotides. Its product is annotated as fasciclin-like arabinogalactan protein 10. The record is from RefSeq and is a predicted model, not a curated record. NCBI's taxonomy places the organism in Eukaryota, Viridiplantae, Streptophyta, Magnoliopsida, Malpighiales, Salicaceae. Gene Ontology annotation, cellular component: plasma membrane. The transcript has a single exon. The coding region runs from base 98 to 1363 and encodes 421 amino acids.
GGUUACCCACUAACCCCUUCCUCUCCUCUUUCCCCUUUUUAUCACUCCCUCUCCACGCCUACCCACUCACUCUCAUUCCCUCUCUCAAAAUUCCACCAUGGCUACGUUACAGUACUCUCUCCUUCUUUCCUUCACACUAUCAGCACUCGUCUCCACCAUCUUAGCCCACAACAUAACCGACAUUCUCUCAGGCUUCCCGGAAUACUCCGAGUUCAACAAGUACCUUACCCAAACAAAACUAGCCGAUGAAAUCAACACUCGCCAGACAAUAACUGUCUUGGCUCUCAACAAUGGGGCUAUGACUGCUCUUGCAGCCAAACAUCCACUUUCAGUCAUCAAGAAUGCCCUUAGUCUUCUUGUUGUCCUUGAUUACUAUGACCCAACUAAACUCCAUCAGAUCUCCAAAGGCACCACGUUAUCCACCACUCUCUACCAAACUACUGGAAAUGCCCCUGGUAACCUCGGAUUCGUCAACAUUACAGAUCUCCAAGGUGGUAAAGUCGGCUUCGGCUCCGCUGCUCCCGGCUCGAAACUUGAUUCCUCUUACACUAAAUCUGUGAAGCAAGUCCCUUAUAAUAUUUCAAUUCUUGAAAUCAGCCAGCCGAUUAUAGCUCCAGGGAUUUUAACAGCUCCGGCCCCAACACCGUCAAGUGUGAACAUUACGGCGUUACUCGAAAAGGCUGGAUGCAAAACAUUUGCGAGUUUGUUACAAACUAGCGGUGUCAUUAAAACGUAUCAGUCAGCGGCGGAUAAAGGUUUAACUAUUUUUGCUCCAAACGACGAGGCGUUCAAGGCUGCUGGAGUACCUGAUCUGAGCAAGCUCACCAAUGCUGAAAUAGUCUCGCUCUUACAGUACCAUGCCACGGCUACUUACAGUCCGUUUGGGAGUUUGAAAACUAGCAAAGACCCGAUCUCUACGUUGGCUAGUAACGGUGCAGGUAAGUUCGAUCUGACGGUUACAAGUGCGGGUGACUCGGUGACUCUACACACUGGAAUCGGUCCGUCGCGAGUUGCUGAAACGGUCCUUGACUCAACACCGCUAGUGAUUUUCACUGUUGAUAAUGUGCUGCUACCGGUUGAGUUGUUCGGGAAAGCUCCGUCUCCAGCCCCGGCAGGGGAACCGGUGAGUGCACCGAGUCCGAGUCCGGUUGCAUCGAGUCCAGCUCCGGCUAGUGUUGAGGCUCCAUCUCCUCUCGCUGCUUCACCCCCUGCUCCGCCUGUGGAGACGCCUGGUGGUGCCCCAGCUGAGACGCCGUUUGGAUCCGAGAAUAGCACGGCGGAUGGUAGUGCUGCUGUUCACGUGAGUGUACCUGUUCAGGUCACUGUCUUUGCCACUGUAAUUUGUUCGAUUCUCAUGUCCUGAAUCGUAAUUAUCUAGCUCAGUUAAUUUGCUUUUUAUUUAUUAUUGGAUUUUGAGUUGUUAUUUUGUUAGAGAGGAUUAUUUUUAUUAUUAAUUUAUUUUGUUUUUGAAUUUAUCAGUGAUGAGGUGAUGUGAGGUGAGGUGAGUCAGCUGCGCAUUUUAGCGGCAGUACAUUUCCUAUUGUUGUAUUCAUUCAUCGAGUGCUACGCGUUACAUUAUUUUAAUGUAGGGAUCUGUUCGUUUUUC